Messenger RNA from Alternaria postmessia, 864 nucleotides. RefSeq lists its product as uncharacterized. Gene Ontology annotation, cellular component: membrane. The transcript has 3 exons. Gene Ontology annotation, molecular function: 3-oxo-5-alpha-steroid 4-dehydrogenase activity. Bases 1 to 864 code for a protein of 287 amino acids. Gene Ontology annotation, biological process: steroid metabolic process. The record is from RefSeq and is a predicted model, not a curated record. Lineage: Eukaryota; Fungi; Ascomycota; Dothideomycetes; Pleosporales; Pleosporaceae.
AUGGCUAUUGUGGAGAACUGGCUUCCACCGUCGCGCGAGAAUUGGGAGCUGAUUUGCUACAUCUGGCAGUUCUUCCCUAUUAUCACUGCAGCUCAAUGGGUUCUGGACUGGUACCCACAGGGCAAGACGUCGAUUGAAUCGCGUUUCAACAUCGACGGCAAGAUAGGGUGGGCAACGAUGGAAUCGGCGGGCUUUAUAACCCUGCUGUACAUCAUGUACUCGCUCCCGAAAGAAUUGGGUCUUGGAGAGCUACCCUGGGGUAAUUGGACUAUGGCUGGCUGCUUUGUGUUCCACUAUCUCUACCGCGCCGUUGUGUCUCCCCUCUUGCUCAAUCCUAGCAUGUCGCCAAUACAUCCUUUUGUUUGGACCAUGGCAUUUGGGUUCCAGAUGUUCAACGCAAUCUCCAUUGGCGGGUACCUCGCAGGCUACGGCCCGACAUCACAAUACGAAUGGGCAGCACGAUCAGAGUACAUGUUUCUAGGGCUCGUAAUCUGGUGCUGGGGACUUCUAGCGAACAUGUUCCACGACGACGACCUGCGCGAGAUCAGGAGAGCGGCAGAUCGCAAACAGCGCAAGGCAGCCGCCGAACAGGGCAAGCCAGUGGAGAGCGUGGACAAGAUCUACAUGGUACCGAAGAAUGGUCUGUUCAAGUACUCGCUGCACGCGCACUACCUCUGCGAAUGGAUCGAGUGGGCGGGCUGGUGGAUGAUUGGGGGUUGGAAGUGUGUGCCUGCACGCACGUUUCUCCUCAACGAGGUGACUACCAUGCUUCCGCGUGCGUUGCAGGGCAAGAGGUGGUACGAGAAGAAGUUUGGGAAGGAUAAGCUGCAAGGGCGCAAGGCCAUAAUUCCGGGCGUGCUUUAG